Molecule: messenger RNA, 807 nt
Organism: Scutellospora calospora
Lineage: Eukaryota; Fungi; Glomeromycota; Glomeromycetes; Diversisporales; Gigasporaceae
Source: the annotation of a GenBank genome assembly
AUGGCUACAGUAAAAGAAUUAAAAUCGUUAUUAAAAUUUAAUAGUAUUAAAAAAAUCAAAGAAAGUAUUAUUGAUUUAAUAGAAUUAAAUGAAGAUGAGUUAUCAGAAAAUAUUGAAACAGAAGAAGAAUCUUAUGAUGAUUCAGAUAAUUCUGAAGAAUCAGAAGAAGUAAUUAUAGAAAAACCAAAAGUAAAAUCUAAAAAAAAAAGAAAAUUAGACGAAAAAAAAACUUCUAAAAAGAAAAGAAAAUUGAGUAAAUAUAACAUAUUUAUGAGAAAUGAAAUGAAUAGAUUAAAGAAAGAUGGUGUUGCAUCAGAUAAAUUAUUUUCAACAGCUAAAAAAAAAAUCGAUACAGCAUGUAAGAAAUAUAAGAAAAAAAUUCAAACUUUGUUGAUUAAUAAUGGAUUUGAAUGUAGAAGUUAUGAAAAUGAAGAAGAAUUAUUCUAUUCAGAUCGUGAUAAAUAUCUUGUUGCUGAUUAUGAGGAUUUCAAGAUUUUUAUUUGUUGCAAGUUUAGAGAUUAUAAUGAUAUAGGUUUUAAUGAUGUUGAAAGAACAAGUGGGUUUAUACAAAGUUAUCAUAGUGAAGAUACUGGUGUAAUCGUAACUAACCAAAAUUAUUCAAAAAAUGCAUAUGAUCAAGCUAGUAAGAUGAAAAUUUUAGUAUGUCAAACACAGAAUUUAUUAGAAAAAAUUAAAAAAGAAAUAGAACGUAAAAAACUUAAAUUAUCAGAAGGUCAAAAAGAACCUAAAGAAAUUGUUAUUGAACUUAUAAGCGAAGAAAUCAUAGAUGAUAAUGUAAAUGAAUAA